Ectocarpus sp. CCAP 1310/34 is the source of this 1336-nucleotide messenger RNA. The record is from the annotation of a GenBank genome assembly. NCBI's taxonomy places the organism in Eukaryota, Phaeophyceae, Ectocarpales, Ectocarpaceae.
CAAGCAAGAACAGCAGCGUUCAUUUCAUCGUACACAAACACCUGUGAGGUGACGAGGAUAGAGCGAUGAAGUUCACAGCGGGAAGCAGCGGGUUGGUGCUUGGGUUGGUAGGCUGCUCUCAGGCCUUCGUAACUCCCCCCGUCACAGGUCUUGGCGGACGGGUUUACGCAGGGCGUUCGGCGGCGUCUGUGUCCGGGCCUCGCAUGAUGUUGCCGAUGGCGCCCUUCGCGGGGGCCGCCGUGGCCCACCUGAUCGGAUCGAACCCGAUCAACCCGGAGCACCUGGUUUCUGCCAAGUCGCAGCCCACCCACCUCGUGGCCUACAAGGAGACGCGGGAGGGGCUGUACGGUCCCUACGAGGUGGAGGUGCAGGAGCGAGCACCGGAGACGGACUUCGGAAUCAGCACGUUUAAGAAGAAGGAGGAGACGGAGGAGGGGCGAGACAAGUAUACUUCGGUUCUAGCGGUGCUGCUGGCCGGCUCUUUCGUGAUCCCAAUGGUGCAGUACUGGUGGUACAUCCGCGAUGACGACCGUGAAAUCCGUUAGGCCAAGGAAGGAGCAGCGGGCGGCACGUGGGGCCAUGGAGUAACUCCAACACAAAAUAACCGUAAUGUAUGUCGUCUGUAAGGCAGUUUCGUGUUGGAACGUCUUGUCUCAGUGGAGCCUUGUACAGAGCACCGCAGUAGUAGCGGCCGUCUACUCCUGUUUGGGCUCAGACCGGGUGUGAUCCUUUGGUGGAGAAAUUAAACAGGAGACGGAGAUGAAGAAUGAGGAGAGAUACGGACAGUGGGGAGGGCAACAAAAUGUCGCCCCGUUCUCUCCAUGCACAUGGGGUCGGCGUAGCGGGUGCAUAGUACAGCAGAGAAGCGGGCGACAUGUCAGCGUCGCUUGCUUCUUACUAGAGUCCAUCGAUAACCCCGUUUGUGCACCCCGGUGUGGCCGCAUGCGCUCGAAAGCGCCGAAAGUGCUCGUGAACUGGUUGGAGGUGUUGCAGGGGGAGGCCCCCGCUCGCCGUGUUUCGGGGGAAGGGUAGUAGCGAGAGCUGCCGAGACGGCGGAUAGUUCGCGCGUUCCUGUUGUCUCCUCGUUUUCCUUUUUUGUUUCUUCUAAGAACGUGGGGGGGGGUGCCAUAGAGGUCCCCGAACACGGUGUGAUCCAUCGCCUUGUGGAGGUAGCGCAUCGACGCGAUCGAGAGAAAGGCAAACAUCCGCCAAAACCCGAAAUGCAUGGUGCGUGCAUGCUCAGUCUGGAUGUGAUGUGAAUGGGUGGGACGUUUUUUUCGGAUCGUGAUGGAAGUCUUGAUGAAAAGGAAUUGCCUCGCGGGGGGGGGGGGGGCUU